AUGUGUGAUCAUGGCGUCCCAACUUGUCGGCGAUGUUUGAGAACAGGAGCUGUCUGUGGAGGCUAUCGCGACAAACUUGAUCUCGCUUUUCGUGAUCAAACUAGACAGGUCAUUCGCAGGUGUAAUCAAACAGAACGCACGGCAAAGAGCCCUAUAGCUGCCACACAGCCGGUUGGCAAACCCAGGGAAGCUGAGCCUACUGGCCAGCCUCAAGAGAGUAAUUCAUUACUCACGUCCAUACCCUCCGUUCCCAUUACAGACCAGGCUGUAUGCUUCUUUUUCCUCAACUUCGUGCUUACGGAUCCCAUUUCUGGUGGUGGGCAUCUCGAGUAUCUUCCAGUCAUAUAUGAUACUAUUACUCGCGAUCUGGCGCUGCCUACGGUUGUCGCUGCUAUUGGUAUGGCUGGCAUCGCAAAUUUACGGAGGAGUCGAGAUCUCCUGUUAGCAGCGAAUUCUCAAUACCUUCUCGCAAUUCAGCUCACUCAAGCGGCGUUGAUGGAUGAGACUCUACGCAUUCAAGAUCAGACUCUUGUGAGCAUUUUACUCCUCGCCUUGUACGAGACAAUAACUUGUUGCUCGCCACAAUCGCUGCGUAUCUGGUCAAACCAUGUGUCAGGUGCAACCGCGCUUAUUUCACAGUUUGCUCAGCAACGAAUACUGAAUUCCGUUGGGAUACGCAUCUUCUCACAUCUCCGUUCACACGCGGCUCUCCAACGAUCCCAGCAUGUCCCUAACGAGAUACGGCGCUGGUCUACAAAGGCGCUCGGAUUGCAAAGUGCCAGUCAGGCUUUCGAGGACCAGCUUCACCGCUUAGCUAUGGAUCUAUGCUCUCUACGCGCCUCUGCUGAAAAUGUGCUUCUUGCGGACAGGCCUACAAUCAUCUCCAGAGCCUGUGCUCUAGAUGGGAACCUGGCAGACUGGUCAAGAAGGUUAUCUAUUAAAUAUGGGAUUGCAAUUGACAACAGCCUUGGGGUGAAAGAAAAUCUAGGCCCAGAAGGUGUCAAUUCUUAUUCGGAUGUGCACGUAUCAAAUGCGAUCAACUGUCACACUCUACGCAUCCUUACUAACGAACUCAUCCUAAACAUGCUCGAUCAGGUGAAAGGCCAAACUGCUGUGGACUAUCAACGCCUGCGCUCCCAGUAUGUCAUCCACACCCUAAUAGCUGAGGUUUGUGCUAGUGUUCUUUCUUUCACCAGCCGGGAUAGGCAGCAAGCUGGCUUUAUUGCCAGGGGCAGCUUCCUACUGUGGCCGUUGUACGUGGUCUCGGCAGUUCCGUGGACCUCACAGCUUUACCGUGAUUGGGCUAUUGUGCAGCUGAAGGAAUUGGGGGCCGAGACGGGCAUCCUACAGGCAGCCUUACUGGCCCGUGAACUUCAGAUAAAGGGUGAAAUUAGUUAUUGGGAUAAAGAGGCCAACGAUGAAGAAGAUGACUACUGA
This is a messenger RNA of Trichoderma virens Gv29-8, 1437 nucleotides long. RefSeq lists its product as uncharacterized. Lineage: Eukaryota; Fungi; Ascomycota; Sordariomycetes; Hypocreales; Hypocreaceae. Bases 1 to 1437 code for a protein of 478 amino acids. The record is from RefSeq and is a predicted model, not a curated record. The transcript has 4 exons.